Messenger RNA from Naegleria gruberi, 2700 nucleotides. RefSeq lists its product as uncharacterized. Gene Ontology annotation, cellular component: nucleus. Gene Ontology annotation, biological process: protein ubiquitination; interstrand cross-link repair. The record is from RefSeq and is a predicted model, not a curated record. Gene Ontology annotation, molecular function: protein binding; ubiquitin protein ligase activity. The transcript has a single exon. The coding region runs from base 1 to 2700 and encodes 899 amino acids. NCBI's taxonomy places the organism in Eukaryota, Heterolobosea, Eutetramitea, Acrasida, Naegleriidae.
AUGAUGAACCUACACUUUAUUCGGAGGGGACUUUCUCCUCAUCAGAACCAACAACAUACUUCUGGUAGUGCGAGUAAUAGCCAACAAUCAAAUAAUAGCAAACAAACACCAAAUAAUAGCAUGAGUAAUACGAGUAAUAUGAAUUAUAGUACAAACCAACAUUCUAAUUCUUCUUCCUCAUCUUGUAGGAAGAGAACUUUGGAGUAUAGUAUCGAUCUGGAUGAUUUACCUUCUCCUCCAUCCUUAUUUUCCUCUGCUUCUUUAAUAGCCACAAUGAAUGCAGUUACCAUGAUGAAUACUAAUGAAACUCUAAAACAAUCAUCACCCGAAGACGAUCAAAAAGCUUCAAUAGAGAAUGUUAUCAUGUCCGAUGAUCCAAAUGAAGAACAGCAACAAGAAGAAGAGGAAAUAAUCAUUUCUCAAACUGAUGAUGAACCAAUCCUUAAAACACAAUUCCCACCCUUUUCAAUAGUAACAAGUUUGAAAAAAAAUGAUUCAUUAGGGGAUAGUGAGAGUGAGGAUGAUGGAGAAUAUGAAGAUUCUAAUGAUGAAGAUGAAUUGAGGGAGUUUUCAAUUAAACAAGUCGAACAAUCGACUAAGAAGAGAAAAUUAAAUAUUGUAAAUAAGGAGGAUAAUAGAAAAUCGGAACAGUUAGAGGAUAAUUCAAAACCAAUCAUGCUCUUGACUCAAUUACCUCCAAUGUCAACAUGUGAGGCAAAACAAGAAGACAUUACUGUAGUGGUAGAACACCCUAUUGAUGAAGAAGAGUUUCUAAAUAAUGCAACAGUCCCUCAGGAGAAUGAGAUGAUCAAAUCUUUGGAGGAUAAUAUUAUUGAGGAACUUGCAUUUACUCCAGAUCAAGAAAAUAACAUUGAGAAUUUAUCCCAAAUUCCAAAAUUGGAAAAUAAUAGGCAAUUAGAGGAAGAUUUUGAUAUUCAUGUUGACUUACACGAGUUGGAUUAUGAAUUUUCGAAUAAUACAGAACCAGCCCAAAAACCAGAAGAAUCAAUUCAAGCUAAGAAGGUUCUUGUUGACAUUUCCGUUCAAACUGAUAACAGUCUCCUUCCAAAACCUGUACAAAUUGUAAAUAGCGAUCCAAAUAAUAUCUGUUCCAUUUGCUUAAGUGCAUGGAGCAGUACUGGACUACAUCAAGUGUGCUGCCUUUCGUGUGGCCAUCUUUUUGGUAAGAAUUGCAUUGAGAAAUGGUUGAAAAAAAACUCUACAUGUCCAAAAUGUAAAAAAUCUGCAGAUAGAAGUCAUAUUAGAUUACUCUAUGUGGACAAUAUUCAUGCCAUAGAUACACAAAAAGUUGAAGAUUUAGAGAGUAGAUUGGAAGCAGAAGUUAAAGCACGAAAAGAGCUGGAGGUAAUCAAAAAUGGUCUCGAAUUGAGAAUUAAAAUGCUUUUAGAGCAGAAAGGAGGUGAGAAUUUUGCAGAGAACCCUUCAUCUUCCCCCCCUAACAACAAGGGUGUUCAACACCGUUCAAGCUCAGAAUCAGACACCAAUAAGAGGAAAUCAUUGAUUCAACGAUCGUUAGAACUUGCAGAAAGAAAAAAGAAAGAGUUUGAUUUAAUGAAUUCUGAAGAGGAGGAAGUUACAAGAAACAUUGUCUGUUACAAUGGGAAAUCAAAAAAUCAACAAUCCAGAAAAAAGAACACCUAUCUAUAUGGAUCGAAUGGAGCUAAUAAGCUUCUAUUCAAUACUCCACUUGAAAAUUCUGGCUUGAUAGAAAUUAGCAACAAUCAAGUAUUUAUAUCUUUUGAAAGAAGGGAUAAAAUGUGUGGAUUUUAUGUUGCUGGAUUGGAAAGAUUAAUGAGUAAUCCAUCCAUAAUUAAUCAGGCAAGGAAAGUAAUGCAUAAUUCACCAAUAUCAGAUAUCAAACCACUCUAUCUUCUUUCACCCAACAAUUCUAAAGGUUACUCUAUUGAAUAUAUGCAAUCUAACCUUAUUUUAACUUCCUCACAAGAUAAAUCAAUGAGAAUUACUGAUCUACGACAAGGAACAGCGGACUCUAUAUGUUUUUUCCCUUAUCUAUCAACCAAUAGAGAAGGUUUAUCAACAUCUAUUACUUGUUGUGAAUGGAAUAGAACCAAUUCAAACUAUUGUUUUGCAGGACUAUCAUCAGGUUCAAUUCUAUGUUACGAUACUAGAAAACCAAGUGAACCUUUUUUAAAUACUGGGGAUCAUUCAUGUUCUCCACAUACAAUGUUUCACAUACCCAACAAGGGCCUAGUAGUAGGCUCAAAUAAUUCCAUUACCUACUAUGAUGAAAAUCAAUAUGGUUAUACAAAGGGACAUAAUUUAUUUAAUAAGGAAGUUUCUUCAUUCUACUUUAAUACUUCAAAUGAUACCCUUUUAUUCACAUGCAGGGAAUCAUCAAAAUCAUCUCAAUUACAUAUAUUCACUCUUGAAAGCAAUCAACAUGUGAAUUGUUUAGAGAGUAUCAGUAUCAAUCACAAAGGACCAAAACUAGGAAGGCCAUAUGUCUCAGAUAAUGGUCAAAACUUUCUUUCCACAAUAGCAGUUCCAAAGCCAGAUGAUUUUUCUGUAGAAAUUUGGAAAUCUCAAACAGAUCAGGACUAUUCAUUUAAGGGUGAUAUCAAAUUACAAUCUAGCACUGAAAUUAUUCAAAGUUGUGCCCUGUCAUUUAAUAAUCUGUUUGUUGUUACAAAAGACAAUCUUAGUGCAUACUUGGUUUAA